UGGCUCAUCCACUGCAAGGUGCUGCCCGCCAACCACCGGGUGACCUGGGACUCGGCGCAGGUGUUCGACCUGGCGCAGACCCUGCGCGAUGGAGUCCUCCUCUGCCAGCUGCUCAACAACCUCCGGGCGCGCUCCAUCAACCUGAAGGAGAUCAACCUGAGGCCGCAGAUGUCCCAGUUUCUCUGUUUGAAGAACAUCCGGACCUUCCUCACGGCCUGUUGCGAGACAUUUGGAAUGAGGAAGAGCGAGCUCUUCGAGGCCUUCGACCUGUUCGAUGUCCGGGACUUUGGAAAGGUGAUAGAAACGCUAUCGCGACUCUCCCGAACACCCAUCGCAUUGGCCACAGGAAUCAGGCCCUUCCCAACAGAAGAGAGCGUCAGCGAUGAGGACAUCUACAAAGCCCUCCCCGACCUGAUAGACGAGACCCACAUGGAGGAUGAGGAGGGCCUGUAUGACUGUGUCUACGGGGAGGACGAAGGCGGAGAGGUCUAUGAGGACUUGAUGAAAGCGGAGGAGGCGCAGCAACCCAAAUGUCAAGAGAAUGACAUACGAAGUUGCUGCCUCGCAGAAAUUAAGCAGACGGAAGAAAAAUACACAGAAACACUGGAGUCCAUAGAGAAAUUCUUCAUGGCACCACUAAAGCGAUUUCUGACAGCAGCAGAAUUUGAUUCUGUCUUCAUCAACAUUCCUGAACUUGUAAAAGUUCAUCGGAACCUAAUGCAAGAAAUUCACGAUUCCAUCGUAAAUAAGAAUGACCAGAACUUGUAUCAAAUUUUCAUUAACUACAAGGAAAGGCUGGUGAUUUACGGGCAGUACUGCAGCGCCGUGGAGUCGGCCAUCUCCAGCUUAGACUACAUCUCGAAGACGAAAGAAGACGUCAAGCUGAAGUUAGAGGAAUGUUCCAAACGCGCCAACAACGGGAAGUUCACCCUCCGAGACCUGCUUGUGGUCCCAAUGCAGCGCGUGUUAAAGUACCACCUUCUCCUGCAGGAACUGGUCAAGCAUACCGCCGACCCCACGGAGAAGGCGAACCUGAAGCUGGCUCUGGAUGCAAUGAAGGACUUGGCACAGUAUGUGAACGAAGUGAAGAGAGACAACGAGACCCUGCGUGAGAUCAGGCAGUUCCAGCUCUCCAUAGAAAACCUGAACCAACCGGUGCUGCUGUUUGGCCGGCCUCAGGGAGACGGGGAGAUCCGAAUCACCACCCUGGACAAGCACACAAAGCAAGAAAGGCACAUCUUCUUAUUCGACUUGGCAGUGAUUGUAUGUAAAAGAAAAGGCGACAACUAUGAAAUGAAGGAAAUAAUAGAUCUCCAGCAGUACAAAAUAGCCAACAAUCCUACAACGGAUAAAGAAAACAAAAAGUGGUCUUAUGGCUUCUACCUCAUCCAUACCCAAGGACACAAUGGGUUAGAAUUUUAUUGCAAAACAAAAGAUUUAAAGAAAAAAUGGCUGGAACAGUUUGAAAUGGCUUUAUCCAACAUAAGGCCAGACCAUGCUGACUCCAAUUUCCACGAGUUUAAGAUGCACACCUUCAGCCGGGUGACCUCCUGCAAGGCCUGCCAGAUGCUGCUCAGAGGAACCUUUUACCAGGGCUAUUUAUGCUUCAAGUGUGGCGCCAGGGCACACAAAGAAUGUCUGGGAAGAGUCGACAACUGUGGCCGAGUUAAUUCUGCGGAACCGGGGACGCUCAAAGCACCGGAGAAACGGACCAAUGGACUGCGAAGAGCCUCCAGGCAGGUGGACGCAGGUUUGCCAAAGAUGCAGGUCAUCAAGAACUACACCGGGACGCCACCCCCCGCGCCCCAGGCAGGGCCCCCGCUCCACAUCCAGGCCGGGGACACGGUGGAGCUGCUGCGGGGCGACGCGCACAGCCUGUUCUGGCAGGGUAGAAAUUUAGCCUCUGGAGAGGUUGGAUUUUUUCCAAGUGAUGCCGUCAAGCCUUGCCCAUGCGUUCCCAAACCAGUAGAUUAUUCUUGCCAGCCUUGGUUCGCCGGCGCCAUGGAGAGGCUGCAGGCGGAGACUGAGCUUAUAAACAGGCCGAACAGCACUUACCUGGUGAGGCUCCGGACCAAAGAGUCGGGCGAAUAUGCAAUUAGCAUUAAGUACAAUAAUGAAGCAAAGCACAUCAAGAUUGUAACGAGAGACGGCUUAUUUCACAUUGCAGAAAAUAGAAAAUUUAAAAGUUUAAUGGAACUUGUGGAGUAUUACAAGCACCACUCCCUGAAGGAAGGGUUCCGGAGCUUGGAUACCACCCUGCAGUUUCCAUACAAGGAGCCAGAGCCCGCAGCUGGACAGAGGGGCAGCAGGGUGGGCAGCAGCUCCCCCUCUCUGUUCUGUGGGUUUUCUCUUGUCCCUCCUCCAGACUUCAGCUUUGUCCCCCCUUCCUCCGCUCCUUUCUGGUCAGUGCUGAGCCCCAAGGUGCUGGGCAUCGCCGUGGCGCGCUACGACUUCUGUGCGAGGGACAUGCGCGAGCUGUCCCUGCUGAAGGGGGACGUGGUGAAGAUUUACACCAAGAUGAGCGGCAAUGGCUGGUGGCGAGGAGAAGCGAACGGCAAGGUGGGCUGGUUUCCGUCCACGUACGUGGAGGUGGAUGAGUAGGUGCCGGUCCAGCGUGGCUCCGCCCAGACCCUUCGGAGGUGGACAGACCGAGGCCUGCACGGCUGUGAACGAACCCAUGUGUUUCAAAAGCUGCAUUUCCGGCUAUUCCAUGUCACCCUCCUGAGUCUUAAUCCUGGGGUCUAAAUGCUGGUGCUGACAGACAGCUGGGCACGGGACAGCGACCACUGGGUCAUUGUCGAGGCCAGGGCAAAGCCCGAGCUUUCUUUCUCCCACAAAGAGCCCAGCAAACACAUGGUUCGUCUUUCCACUUCCUCCAUCCGGCCCGACCCAGGAUGCCACCAUCAGGAAACGCUUCCCGCCCGUUUCUUCUCACCGGAAUUCGUUCAUGGUCCAAAGAAGCAGAGUUCAGUGUUGCCCUUCCCAGCACUGAGCCCAGAGAGCUCCGCCGUUGGCAGCCGAAGGAGGGUCCAGCAUGACUCCUCGUCUUCAAGGGCCUCGUGGGGGCUCAUGGCGAACACUUUCAUUCAGCUGUGCACAGAGGAAGAGAGUGCGUAGUGCGAGCGUCUCCCUGUGAGGCCCUCCCGCCCCGUGGCCGCCUUGGGUUGUUUUGGGGAUGUGGGCUCUCCCUUGGUGAAGUCACCUUGGCUGGCAGGGGCCAGGCGGCUGCAGGGAACCUGAGUGAGGACGCAUUGUUUACAGAAGCAGAUUAAGGGCUAUCAUGUCUAUGAGGUCAUUGGACAGGAGCGACAUCUGUUAACUCGGGCCUUCUUUCUCCCCUGCCCCCCCCACCCCACCCCCAAAAAGACCGAGGUAGGAGGGAGUUGCGGGUCUCCCCCUUCCCGGAGUAUUUACAGCAGCACAAGCACAAGCCAGUUUGCUGAGGGUUUGGGAAGGAAAGUACAGCGGGGUCCUGCCUGCAUUUCUGGGCCCGGAGGGUCACGAGGCAUUUCUGGGCUUCCUCGGCGUGGCCCCCAGCUUCUCACCGAGGGUCUCCCCACCCACCCGCAGCCCCUGUUGGGGGGGCAGGUGAGCCAGUGGGGAGAUGAGUUUCUGCAGUGGAUUGAUUUGACCAAGCCUUCACUUUUUAUGUGACAUGUUCUCUGUGUGAUACACAGAGGCCCGGCCAAGGCAGUCAGGUGAAGACACUACGUGGCCCUUUCCCGACGAAAUGGUUUCUCUGUAGCACAAGGUCCCGUCCAGGUGAGAUCCAGGGGGUGUUUCGGGUUUGAAGAGAACCUAGCAUGAGAAGCACUAACUGAAGGAGCCAAACUGGAAGCGUCCGGUCGGAGGCUCUGGAUCAUGUCUGACGUGAGGGAGGUGCCACCUGCUCGCUCCCCGACCCUCUCGAAUUCCAGAACCUACUGUUCAAUGCCCGCCCUCCCCCUGUAGAGACCCCCGGGGCUAGGCCGUCUCAGAUAGGAUAGAGUUGGGACCUUUACCUCAGAAUUAUGUAAACUGUGAUUGUGUUUUAGAGAAAUUACUAUUUGCUAAAACCAGUUAGAGUUGAUUGUGUGUGUGUGUGUGUGUGUGUGUGUGUGUAAAUGACCAUGGAGAGGAAUUUUAUAGACGUCUGUGCAGUAGAAUUGUGCCCUCACGGUGUGUCCCCGUCUUACCUGCAGCUGUGAGUCGGAGAAGGUGCGUCUGUCGCUGUCUGUGGUCAGGGAAGCAGCAGCGUCACGCACGGAAACACCCCUGGGCGGGGUAGGAGCGGGUGUUGCUGUUGCAGCCGCUAGACUCCCUUCCUCACCAUGGUGUGUGGUCUUCCUGUUGCAUUUCACGGGCCUGGGGGGCGGCUCCGAGCAGAGGCGGUCGGAGCCCCUCUCACGAUGCUGCCCAAGCGUCUCUGUCUGCGUUUAGCACUCCAUAUGGACACGGUCAGUGUGCGGGUUGGUGUCGGUUUCUAAUACCAAAGACAGAAGUCAGUGUUCGUCCACAUACUUUGUCUUGCCCGUAUGCAGCCUUGUGUACUAUGGUGGGUUUGUUUCACUUUGUAGUAUUUUGUAAAUAUGUCAAUACAAUAAAUAGUUACUCCAUGCAAUAAAUUGAUGUCUCGAGAGCUGAA
Messenger RNA from Myotis davidii, 4624 nucleotides. It is a transcript of the gene VAV3, whose product is annotated as vav guanine nucleotide exchange factor 3. The transcript is spliced from 28 exons. Bases 169 to 2601 code for a protein of 810 amino acids. Gene Ontology annotation, molecular function: guanyl-nucleotide exchange factor activity; protein binding. NCBI's taxonomy places the organism in Eukaryota, Metazoa, Chordata, Mammalia, Chiroptera, Vespertilionidae. The record is from RefSeq and is a predicted model, not a curated record. Gene Ontology annotation, cellular component: cytoplasm; plasma membrane. Gene Ontology annotation, biological process: regulation of GTPase activity; cell migration; intracellular signal transduction.